Molecule: messenger RNA, 2346 nt
Organism: Monodelphis domestica (gray short-tailed opossum)
Lineage: Eukaryota; Metazoa; Chordata; Mammalia; Didelphimorphia; Didelphidae
Product: ankyrin repeat domain-containing protein 26-like
Source: RefSeq, a predicted model, not a curated record
GCCAUUUGUUAAGUCAUAAAGGGCUUGUGAUGUGUAAUGCAGGCUGCUGAAAUAGAUUGCUCCAGCCUUCGUGAGUAAAGGUUGGAGAAGAUACAAGAUGUAACAUGAUAAUUGGAAUUUAAAGGAUCAUUAGAAGAAAGCCAAGAAAGUUUUUUAUAAAAGUCACCAGAAACAGGUUGAAGAGGGAAAAAAGAAGAAGCAUCAACAUAAUGAAAUGGAAACACCGGAGGAAGAAAGUGGUGAUAAAUUAAAUGAAGAUAAAAUGUUUGGCAAAGUUAAUGAACUGGUAUUUUCUAUAAAGAAUAAUCAAUGUGGUAAAAAUGAGGAGAAUAAAAUCCCUGGGGAAGAAAUUCCAAAAAUGAGCAUUUCUUCUUCCAAGGAAAGUUCAGCAACUGUGCACCAUUGUUUAAAGGGGUUUACAUGGAAACAGGAAGAAAAGCAAUCAAAUGCAAGCAUAUUAUUUAAAAAAAUCAAAGAACAAUUAAGAAGAAAAGAAAAAUUAUAUAGCAAAGAAUUGGAGAUAAAACAGCCACUUGGACCUACUCUACAAUCUCAGUCCAGAGAAAUAAGAACAAUAAGAAAUAAUUUGAAACAGGUUGAAGAAGAACGAAAUGGCACACAAAGUCAGAAUGCCAGAGAUUUGCCAGAUAGGCUUCUGAAUAACCACCUAUGGAAGCAGAAGGAAAUAGAAGCAACUACUUCUAAAGUGAAUCAGAGUUCUGAGCUUUUUGAUCAUCAUGAAAAAGAUCUGCUGUCAAAAAACCAUAACCUCCAGCAUGAAAUUGCCAUGCUCAAACUGGAACUAGACACCGUAAAAAUCCAGGCUCAGGAAAAAGAAAGUAGAUACACCAAAGAAAAUGAAGUUUUAAAAGAAAAGAAUGAUGAGCUUCUAAAUAAAUUAAAACUGAAUGAGGAGACAUUAACAAAAAUUCAGUAUGAGUACAACAAACAGCUUAAUGUUUUGAUGAUUAAGAAUGGAAAGCUGAAGUCUAAAUUGGAGAAUGAAAAGCAAAAUAGAGACAGAGUAGGAAAAGACAUCGAAUCAUGCCUCUGCUGCCUGACUUCUGCUAUUAGUGAUCAUGAACAAAGUCAAAUAUCAAAACAAAACCCUGAAUAUUCUUUUCAGCAAGAACCAGAUGAAUGGAUUCCUUUAAAGGAUAAAGUAAAUUGUGACUUGUCUAUGCUAAGAGAUAACAAUGAUUUCUUUUAUCAACAGCUUUUUCAAGCUGAAAGUAAAGCUAACAAUUUAGAAAAUGAGCUACACUGUUUGCAAGAUUCCCUCACUGAAAAAGCAUUGAUUUUAGAAAGCACACAGAGAGACCUAAACCAGGUGAAAUAUCAAGUAAAGGAACUUGAACUCAUAAAUAAAAUUAUAAAUGAAAAACUGCACAAAUACAUGUCCAAAAAAGAAGACCUGCGACAAAGAAUAGACCAAGUCCAGAAUGAAAAUAUGUUGCUUCAACAACAGCUAGAAAAUGCCCCAAAGAUAGUCAUCGUUAAAAAACAGUUAGUAAGGAAUAUCCAUGUACACUUUGGUGAUCCCUUUGAUAAACUUCAUGCUGACAGAGAAAAACAAGUUCUUAUGGCAGAAGAGAGAAAUAAAGAGUUAAUCAAUGAAUAUAAUCACUUAAGAGAGCAAAUAUGUAAAUAUGAAAAGGAGAAAACAGAAAAUGAGGGUACAAUAAGAGAGCUUCAACAAGAACUUGCUGAUUGCCUGAAUAAACAAUCCAUGUUCGAAGCUUCGCUAAAGGUUUUUUCUCAUUAUGGAAAUGAUUUGGAAGAUAAGAAACAACUGCAGAAGGAAGUAGAUCAAAUCGAAAGUAAACUGCAAGAAUCUGAAGAACAGAACAUACAAUCAAACCAAUCCACAAAUGAGUUAGAAGAUCAUAUGCAAAAAAUCUGCUACACCCUGCCCCGAGUUCAUCCUACCUCCCUGCGUGGCUGGAUAUUAUGUGGACACUCCAAACAGAGGUCACAGGUGAAGAGCCCUAGGAACAUGACCAGAACGAAAGGCUACAAGUCUGUGUCAAGAGUGAGAAUAAAUGUGUGGCUUUUUACACUCUGUGAAAUUACCAUCAAGGUUGUCAUAGAAGGCUUCCACAGCAUCCAGAAGACACUUGCUAAAUUGUACACUCUGUUUUCAUGGCACUCUGUCAAGUCACUUCUGAUUCCUCAACCCUGUAAGUAAGGGUUCUGAUAUGUUUUGGGCUCAAAAGUACCUUUAUAAGGGAUCUGAUCUCAAGGCUUGAGGUCUUCUAGUCCUAAACCCGAGGUCAGAGUUGUGAAACUGGAGCCCUUUCUCAAGAAAUGUAUGUCUCAGGUAAUAAAUUUUCACCACAAAAUUCA